Molecule: messenger RNA, 1396 nt
Organism: Archocentrus centrarchus (flier cichlid)
Lineage: Eukaryota; Metazoa; Chordata; Actinopteri; Cichliformes; Cichlidae
Product: coagulation factor X-like
Biological process (GO): proteolysis
Molecular function (GO): serine-type endopeptidase activity
Source: RefSeq, a predicted model, not a curated record
AUGAGAGACCUUCAAUGUGGUGCCAUCAUCACCAAAGGACUGCUGCCUGUUUUCUGGUACCAGCGGGCAAACACAACAGGGAGUUAUGCAACUGAGCUUAACAACAGCAUCAGCUCUACAGAGCACGUCCAGGAUGCUGAUCCAGAGUCCUCAGUGUCUGAGAACAGAAGCCAAAACGUAACAAAAUUCCCAAGUUUGGAGAAGCUGAUCACCUCUGAAAUACAGAAUGGUUCAUAUCAUCCGGGAAACUGUCCACCAGGAGAAUGCCCAUGGCAGGCCCUGCUCGUGAGUGAAGAUGAAACAGGUUUCUGUGGAGGAACAAUACUGAAUGAAAACAUUAUUCUGACUGCCGCCCACUGCAUGCACCAACAGCAUAACUUCAGCGUCAGGCUCGGUGAGUUUGACAGGUUGGUGAUUCAUGGUAAUGAAGUUGACCAUGAAGUGGAAACCAUCCUCAUACACAAACACUACAGUUUGGUCACCGACGACAACGACAUCGCACUCAUCAAACUGGCCACGCCCAUCAAGUUCACCCGGUUCAUCCUGCCAGCCUGCAUUCCUGAACGAGACUUUGCUGAAAAGGUCCUGAUGCAUGAGCCGGCCGGCAUCGUCAGCGGUUUUGGAAAACUGAGCGAGCAGGAAGAGCCAUACAUCAUGAAGCGCCUCAUUGUACCCUAUGUGGACAGUCAAACCUGCACUGAAUCCAUUAGAUUUCCCAUCACAGAUGGCAUGUUCUGCGCUGGCUACGGCACGGAAGCCAACGACCCCUGCCAGGGUGAUGGCGGCGGGCCACACGUCACACGUUAUCGUGACACCUACUUUAUCACUGGCAUCGUGAGCUGGGGUGAAGGCUGCGGACGCAAGGGCAAGUAUGGCGUCUACACCAAGGUGUCCAAGUACAUUCAAUGGAUCCAUGAGGGUAUCAAGAAGCUGAUGCACAAUGAUGCAAGCAGUGCCAGGAGCCACACCUAAAACAUAUUUGUGCCUCUUAUGUAAUUACUUCUGAACAGUCAGAGAAACAGCAUUUAUUCCUGUGAGCAAAGCUGCAAACUCCACCUGUGACACACAGAAUUAGAGUCAGUAAUUGUUUAUGGCGUCCCUCAGGGUUCUAUUCUUUGUCCUUUGUAUUUUUAAUGUGGCUUAUGCAACACUAAGGUAUCCACAGCGAUUAUUCGAAGUCAUAUUUGUGUCGAAUUUAAGUCCAACAUUCAUCCCUUUGGCUCUGUAUUUGGUCUCUUCUCUCUGGCUGUUUCGUGCUCUGGUUUGUUCCCCUGAUUCCUCUUUAACGCUUUCUGUUGACACUGAUUCCAUUAAAGAUACAACUGACACUAAUAUGGCAAAUCCACUGAAAUGUAAUCAUUUUGCUGAUCAGCGUGAUUAAAAGUGAGAAUGAAAA